AUGAGACCAGCCUCGAUUCUUCGAAGGCUGCAGACUCGGUGGAAACCCAAAAAUGCGCCCAAGCACAAGCUGCACAACGCCGCCGGAUUGGGCCUGCGGCUCCCGAAAAAGGUCGAGCAGGCCGCACACGAGGCACUCAAACAAAGACCUUACUAUGAUCCCGCCAACAGCACCCUAGAUUUCCGCAAAAGCAACCGCACGCUUCUCCGGGAAAUCACGGCGCAGAGCACCAGCCGGACCCGCGUGCGCGUCAAGGGCCCGGCGGAAAAAUGGGCACGGCUGCUCGGCAACACCAGCCAGGCGGGCGCCCUCAAAGACGACGCUAGAAAUGCCAUCACCGCCGCGCGGAUCUCGCAGGCGUCCAGCCUCCGGCCGCUUGCGGUGGGCGACGUGGUGAUUCUCCACGAAAAAAGCACUCUUUUGCAUCUCGUGGUGGCGGCGCCCGGCACGUUGGCGCUGGACGUGUACACGUUCAUAAACCACGAGGGCGAGGUCAUGUUCGGCACCAAACACCACGUCCGCAUGCGCAUUCCGGGCGUGUUGCCCAGCGCGCUCGCCGAGAAAAUGCGCUUGGUGGUCCUCGAGGCAAAGAUGCCCGGCGUGGCGCCGGUGGGCGUGCCUGACUGUGUGUUUUCACGCCUGAAGAAGGCGCCCUCCACGGGGCCACGUGACGCGGCGGCCCCCCUGCUCCUGCCGCUGGAACCGGCGCCGGCAUCGUUGGACGCCCAGGCACGUGACUUCACCGUGGCCCAGGCCUCGGCGCAGCUCCUUGCAGACACCAGCGUCAACACGUACGUGGUGCCAACGACUGCCCGUGCCGUCUACGCACCUCUGUUCACGGAGAUCUCCAUCGACGCCUUCCGCAAGAUCCCGGCCUUUAGCCACAAGCUCGACUACUUCCACCGCGUGCUCCAGUACGACGAUGGCGAUGGCAUGAUCCAGUCCGCGUGCACCAUCCCCAUCUUCGACCUCUUCAAUAUGGUCAUGGCCCACGAGGUGCCCGGGCGGGGCCUGCGCUCCGCCACGCUCGACGAACAUGACUACAAGCAGGCCAGGGCGCGGCUCCGCAAGUCCGCCCGCCACGGCUCCCAGGCCUUGGGCAAGGCGUUGCCCUCCCAGACGGCCCCGAGCUACGCGGUGGCCACGUAUUCGGCCAGCUCGUACAUUGCCUUUGUGAGUGCACUCUCGCGCUUGGGCCGCAAGUGGAAGAUCAACGUCCAGAAGUCCACGCGCACGCCCAUCAGCGUGGACGUGUUGCCGCUUUCUCGCGCCCGCUCCGUGGACUCCACGUUGGACUAUCUCCGCAACGGGGGCGUCGACGAGAUCGCGGCGUACAUUGUCUCGAGGGUCCGGGGAGGCGCCCGCGCAGCAGAGGCCCCGCCGCAGUACCGGCCGGUGGUCCAGAUGUUGAAGGAUUUCGUCUCGGGCAACAUCCUCGGGGACCACAACUUGGACAGUUUGCUGGGGAACCUUGUGCUCAGCGUGGACGCCCGGUUGAAGGCCGCCGGCUUGGACCGCCUGGCCGCGGCCUUGCACAUGCCCUUCUCCCACGAGUUCGCGCGUCUGAGGGCAUACGAGAUCCUCAUGCUCUUGGAGACAACCGGCGACAGGAACCCUCUUCGCUGGGACAGCGCCCUAGGGCUCCCGGGCACGCAAUCCUCCGCCGAGGCGGACCGCUUUUGGCGCUUCUACGACUACCUCGACUCGACCUUCCGGUCCAAUGGCGCGCUCCUUGGCCUGUUACAGGGCGGUGCCAAAUCCCCGGCCCGGGCGGAAAACGACACGCCCGAACGCAGCCAAGAUGCCCCUGCGGCACUUGCCAAGUAUCUUGCGGAUGACUUCUACCCUGCAGACCCCAUGGCAGCGGUGCGUGAGGACUUCGGAAACACGCCUGUCUACUGCAUUGACUCAGAAACAGCGCACGAGAUUGACGACGGCAUUUCCAUCGAGGACACAGGCGCCGGCGUGGCCAUCACGGUGCACAUUGCAAACCCAACUUCGUACCUUAAGCCUGACUCCUCGUUGAGCCAGAUUGCUUUGCAAAAGGGCUCCACAGUGUACUUGCCUGAGGGCCCCACAAUGAUGCUACCUGACGUUAUAUCCAAGCUUUGCGGGCUCAAUGGAGAAAAAACGACCCGUACGCUCGGCAUCCGUUUCGUAUGCAAAAAGAAGCACGUGAAGGCGUAUCACGACGCUCUUAGGAAAGACCCAUCGGUCAAGCCACUGGUUGAUCUAGCACAAGCUAUUCAGAAUGCAAUCGAGCACACUGCUACAGUGAAGUUUUACAAUGUCUCCAACUUCCCCAAGAAUUUCACGUAUAAGAAGGUCAACGAAAUCCUCAAUGACCCAGAGAAUGUCGAGAGAUUCCAAAACAAUACCUUGAAGGAAGGCUCUCAUGAACACAAUCUCUUCAGCCUCCACAUGAUGGCGGAUCUAAUCAAACAUUUCCGAGUAAGCCUCGGGUCUGGUGUUGAAUUGAACUCAGACACUUCUAAAGUGGCAGUCAACUUCAGCAAAGACGACUGCGGAGAGCAAGACUUUACUGAAAUCGAGAGCGGCUGGCAAAUUACUCUUCCCAAGGGCAAAAAAUCCGACACGCCCGUGAUCUCUGUCAUGCGCGAGGUCAAUCAAAACAAGGAGUCCAAAUCCCAACAUCUUGUGUCCAACCUAAUGAUAGCUGCAAAUUACGCGGGCUCUGUCUUUGCCGAAAGAGAGGGCUUUCCUAUCAUUCAUAGACACCUGAAGUUGGAUGUCAAGGAAUCCGUUGCAAAUGAGAUUAAAGAAUUGAGCAGACGCAGCUACCUCCAGAAGAAAGACAUGAGGCCGGACGAAAGGUCCCAGCUUUUGUCUGUUUUGACAACGGCUAAUUUUCUGACGUUUCAACUUUCACAUGACCUUUUAGGCGUGAAGCUCUACCUGAAUCUCACUUCGCCUUUGAGAAGAUAUGUCGACAUGGUCAACCACUGGAAGUUCCAAGACUUCACACUCAUGAAAGAAGCAGAGCGGCGAGGUGAAGACUGGAUAGAGUUUGGCAUGAGAACAAGUGAUAUGGACUACAUUGCCAGUCAUCUCCAAGGUUGUGAGCUCAGAAACAAGAUGGCUCAAAAGUUCUCAGACACAUUUUGGAAAGCGAAGUUCCUCAGAAGAUACUUCGAGUUGAAAAUACAAGGAAAAAUCAAGAAUCCAAUUGAAUUACUGUUUUUGCUAGGCAGCGACGCCAAACAUGGUGAUGUUAGAGCGGAGUUGAUCGGAUUUACUUCCCUAAGAACAACCAUCAUUCAGACCCCAUAUGUGAUGCUGAAAUUUUCCAGCGAGACUUGGCACGUUGGUCAAGUGAUUCGAAACCCACGAUUUCGCGUAUUAAAGCUCGACUUUAUUGAGGGGGAGUUUACCAUUGAGCUCGUCUCUCCCGAAGAUGCUCUUAAUGAUAUAAUUGAAUAG
Molecule: messenger RNA, 3441 nt
Organism: Metschnikowia bicuspidata var. bicuspidata NRRL YB-4993
Lineage: Eukaryota; Fungi; Ascomycota; Pichiomycetes; Serinales; Metschnikowiaceae
Gene: MSU1
Product: Msu1p
Exons: 2
Coding region: 1-3441 (1146 amino acids)
Biological process (GO): mRNA catabolic process
Cellular component (GO): P-body; exosome (RNase complex)
Molecular function (GO): RNA binding; 3'-5'-RNA exonuclease activity
Source: RefSeq, a predicted model, not a curated record